ACUGAUGAUAAUGUAAUUUAAAGAAGGGAGAAAGGUAGAGAGAGAGAGAGAGAGAGAGAGAGAGAGAAUGAGUGGUGGAGAAGAAGAAGAGGAGACAACACUUGAGUUCACUCCAACCUGGGUAGUGGCUGGCGUUUGCACUGUGAUAGUUGCCAUUUCCCUCGUCGCUGAGCGUUUGCUUCACUAUGGUGGAAAGUUUCUGAAACGCAAGGAUCAAAAGCCACUCUACGAGGCUCUCCAGAAGAUCAAAGAAGAGUUGAUGCUUCUGGGUUUUAUUUCACUUCUUCUGACGGUUUCACAAAACAGCCUCACCAAAAUAUGCGUUCCUCCCAGUGUAUUGCGCCACAUGCUUCCUUGUACCCUGAAAGAGAAAGAGAAAGCGAAUCAAGUAUCACAUUAUUCUGCUUUCUCCUUUCCUGGACUUGCUAGGCGCAUUCUCGCCAAUGAAGAAGAUGAACAUCCUAAAACCCCUUUCUGUGCUCGCAAGAAUAAGGUUCCUUUAUUAUCUCUGGAAGCUUUGCAUCACCUCCACAUCUUUAUUUUUGUACUCGCCGUCGUCCACGUCACCUUUUCAGUUCUCACUGUUGUUUUUGGAAGCGCAAGAAUACGUCAGUGGAAGCACUGGGAAGAUUCUAUUGCAAAGCAGAACUAUGAUACUCACCAAGUUCUCAAACCAAAAUUGACUCAUGUUGGACAGCAUGAAUUUAUCAAGGGUCGCUUUUCGGGUUUCGGCAAAGACUCUACUUUAAUCGGUUGGUUGCAAUCCUUUUUCAAGCAGUUUUAUGGUUCUGUGACAAAGUCAGAUUAUGUGACAUUAAGACUUGGUUUCAUUAUGACCCACUGUAAAACAAACCAAAAGUUUAAUUUUCACAAGUACAUGAUUCGUGCCCUUGAAGAUGAUUUUAGGCAAGUUGUUGGUAUAAGUUGGUAUCUUUGGCUCUUUGUGGUCAUCUUCUUGUUGCUAAAUAUCAAUGGUUGGCAUACAUAUUUCUGGAUUGCUUUUGUUCCUCUUAUUCUUUUACUUGCUGUGGGAACUAAGCUGGGGCAUGUAAUAACCCAAUUAGCUCAUGAAGUGGCUGAAAAGCAUGCAGCCAUAGAAGGUGACUUGGUUGUACAACCAUCGGAUGAACACUUUUGGUUUCAUCGGCCCCGCGUUGUUCUCUUCUUGAUUCACUUUAUCCUUUUUCAAAAUGCUUUUGAGAUAGCAUUUUUUUUCUGGAUAUGGGUUACAUAUGGAUUUGACUCCUGUAUAAUGGGGCACAUUCGGUACAUUGUUCCAAGGCUCGUAAUUGGGGUAUUUAUUCAGGUACUGUGUAGCUACAGCACCCUACCACUGUAUGCACUUGUUACACAGAUGGGAACUCACUUUAAGAGGGUAAUAUUUAAUGAGCAUGUGCAAGACGGCCUUGUUGGUUGGGCACAAAAGGUAAAAAAGAAGAAAGUGGUAAAAGCUGAUGGCCAAGGAAGUUCUCAUGAGGGUUCUAGUACAGGAGUUCAGCUUGGAUCAGUUUUCCAGAAGAGGGCAUCGGCACAUGAGACCAAUAAUGGCCAAGGAAGUUCUCAUGAGGGUUCUAGUACAGGAAUUCAGUUUGGGUCAGCUUUCCAGAAAAGGGCAUCUGCAUCAGAAGACAAUACUCCUCCUAUCACCAAAACUGAUGGAUCCAACUGAGUCUGGUUGUCCAGGUUAUGGUAAUAAGAUGAAGCCAAUAGGUGGGAGCUGUGCUCUGUAGGCUUGUCUUUUUUGUGAAGUUGUAUAACAUAUUGCAGUUUCUCUUUAUCUUAUUUUCCAUGCCAGCGUGGUGGUGAGGCAUUACUGUAGGCAUGGGAUGAAAGAUGUAUAUAUAGGCUCAAGAUUCUAAGAUCUGCUAGCACACCUACUUAAUAGUUACUGCAACAUGUCUUCUGGUUUUUGCUGUGUGCUUCGCCUAAUACUUUCCCAGUCACCGUGACUCUACUCAGAAUUGGAAAAGCGUUUUCAAUUUUUUGUCUGAUAAAGUACAAGACAAAUUGGAGGGAUGGGAUUGGGAAGCUUCCUUCCUGUUUGUUUGCACUUUUGCUUCA
Molecule: messenger RNA, 2061 nt
Organism: Cicer arietinum (chickpea)
Lineage: Eukaryota; Viridiplantae; Streptophyta; Magnoliopsida; Fabales; Fabaceae
Product: MLO-like protein 1
Biological process (GO): defense response
Cellular component (GO): membrane
Source: RefSeq, a predicted model, not a curated record